Molecule: messenger RNA, 1722 nt
Organism: Toxotes jaculatrix (banded archerfish)
Lineage: Eukaryota; Metazoa; Chordata; Actinopteri; Toxotidae
Product: meiosis 1 associated protein
Exons: 11
Coding region: 1-1722 (573 amino acids)
Biological process (GO): meiosis I; spermatogenesis; male meiosis chromosome separation
Source: RefSeq, a predicted model, not a curated record
AUGGACAACAGAAAGAGGCAAGCAGCUUCCUCCAGCUCUGGGAGCUUUGCUUUCUGUUCCUCCUCAUUCCAGCGGCAACCAGCCAGGGUCCUGAUCGUGGACACGCUGCCACCUUGGUGGUCAGAAACCUGUAAGGUGCUCUGUGAUGCUCUGGAUAACUUCUUGUCCCUGGCCUGUAGUCUGGAUGGACCUUGUAGGAUACCGCUUCUCAGCCUGUACGCCAUCAGCAGGCAGCAGGAAUGUCUACUACCAUUUGUGCAGGUCCGUGGUAACUUGGCCAGGCUGCAUUCCUGUGUGGAGGAGCUGAGGUCUAUUCCAGGUGAAGGCUGCACCAGGGGAGCAGCCAGAGGAGGCAAGCUGCUACGACAGGCAGUGCUGGACAGUCUGCAGCAGUUUAAACAGUAUAUCAGACAUACCAGUACUGGAAACCAGGCCAACAACAACACAUCUGUGGAGGUUACCGUGGUGACCAGCCAGCCAGGGCAAGGCCUUGUCCGCCAGUUGGAGAUGGGGCUCAAAGAUGCUGACCUGGUGUCACUCAAACGGCUCCUGGUCGUACAGAUCUACAGGGCAGGAGACUGGGGCCAGGACACUCCCUCACCUGAAACCACAUACACUGAGGCUGAAGAGUGUCUGAUGCUGGGGACAGAGAUCGACCUGCAGCAGGUGGAAAACAGUGUGUUCGCCAUGGAAACGGUGUUAAAGUCAUGGCUUCAGGAGCAGGGAGGAGACAGAGAGCAUGUCCACCUCCUGCUGCCGAGCCCCAGGGACACUUCCAUUCCAGUGUGUGUGAAGUGUGACAUUCAGGAGCGUCUGAUAAGCCCAGCCCUCAUUCCUCUGACCUCCAACCUGGGAGUGAAGACUGAGAGCGUGCGGGACUUCCUGCCUGUCACUAAGGGCUCAGCCAACCAGCGCCCACCGCCACAGAGAAUGAAAGCAAUCAAGAUACUACGGGCAGAUGGAGUGUGUGAGAGUGUGUUAUAUGGCUUGCCACUGGUGAUCCGACCCACCACCUGCUGGCAGUUGGACUGGGAUGAAAUGGAAACCAAUCACAACUUGUUCCAUGCUCUCUGUCUCAUACUCAAGAGUCGUGACUUGUUCCUGCUGCUGCAGGUAGAGCCUGUCCAGAGGUCCACAGCUGGAUGCUCAGGUGUGUAUUCUCACUAUGUCCUCCAGCCGUCCCCGUCUCUCUCCCUCCUUCUGAAGCCUGUGGUCUCCAGAGAGUUGCUGCUGCCUUGCUCACUGCCUGUCUCAACUCAGGACCCUGCACCUGACGCCAUGCAGACUGUGCAGGACUGUCUCACUCAGCUGGACGAGGAGUUUGUGUUCAACCCUCUCUCUCUGAGCAGUAACCUGUACCAGCACCUCAGGAGCAGAGGCCUGCUCUCACAGCCACGAUACCCAUACAGGCUUCAGCCAGCAGCUGUCCUCAAAGACCAGUCUCAACCACCAGAGGGCCCUAAAACCACAGCCAGCAGACAGCCUCGGCAGCCACAAAACCAGAGUCGCCAACUGGGAACAAACAGCAAGGUCAGGGCCACUGUGGCUCCAAUGCCCUCUUCCUCCUCCCACUCCUCCUCCUCCUCCUCUUCCCUGGGACCUCCUCCUGCUAAGGCCUCCCGUCCGGUUCUGACGCUGCUCAGCAGCAGCGGUGGAAGCCGCCGGGCCCCGGCUCCCUCUCAACAGGAGGAUGGCGACGAUGACUCCAUACUAAUGCAGUAA